Molecule: messenger RNA, 1908 nt
Organism: Saccharomycopsis crataegensis
Lineage: Eukaryota; Fungi; Ascomycota; Saccharomycetes; Ascoideales; Saccharomycopsidaceae
Product: acyclic terpene utilization AtuA family protein
Exons: 1
Coding region: 1-1908 (635 amino acids)
Source: RefSeq, a predicted model, not a curated record
AUGAAAAGAUCUAUUGCCAUUGCCAAUUGCUCGGGAUGUAACUGGGACCAAGGGUCUCAGAUGGCCAAGCAGAUCACAGAGGGCCACAUUGACGCGGUUUAUGGCGACUACUUGGCGGAGAUGAACUUAUCCGACAACGCUAGAGCCUAUAGGACCGGGGCCCAUCUCGGGUGGGAAAAGACUGCCGAAGAUGGGAUUCUCUUGUCGUUACCUUUGAUCGAUGAGAUCCAAAAGAAGGAACAAAGAACCAUCAAAAUCAUCGUCAACGGUGGAGCCCUUAACCCCCGUGGACUUGCCGAGUUGGUGGCCAAAGAAGUUGCGGCCAACAAUUAUAAUUUGAAAGUAGCGUACGUUUCUGGAGAUGAGCUCAUUGAUCGUGCUCCAGAAUUGUUGAAAAGAGACUUAGAGCAUUUGGACUCCGUGAAUUCCAACAUCCGGUACGAUCCAGCGGUAUCCAAGUUCUCAGAAAAAUUGCACAAUGACGUUGAAGAUUUACAGAUCGUCAGUUGCAAUGCCUACUUGGGGGGUCGGGCCAUUCUUAAAGGCCUUGAAAACGGCGCCGAUAUCAUCAUUUGUGGCCGGAUCAGUGAUACUUCACCAGUGGUGGCGUUGGCGUCGUGGUGGCAUGGCUGGUCGGCCACCAGCUACGAUCAGUUGGCAGGAGCCCUUAUGGCCGGCCACUUAACCGAAUGCUCUGCUUAUUCUUGCGGGGCUAACUUCUCUGAUUUUUGGAGAUAUCCCGUCGAUGACCUAAUGGACCUUGGGUUCCCAAUUGCCGAGAUCUCUAAUGAUGGGACGUUUGUGGUCACCAAGCACCCAUCACUCAAUGGGAUUGUUAAUAUCGAUACUGUUAGGACCCAAUUUCUCUAUGAAUUACAAGGUACGGAAUUCUUGCAUUCGGACGUCAAAGUGGUGCUUGACAACGUGAUGGUAGAAUCAGUAGGGCUUCACAGAGUGAAGUUCUCAGGAAUCACUGGGGCCCCUCCACCAAGUACCACCAAGCUCGCGAUUUUCUGGAACGCCGGUUAUCAGUCGCAAGUGACGGCUAUUGCCACCGGGACUGCUUCACAAGUUGAUGCGAAGUUUGAUCUUUAUGAGAAACAGCUCCGUCUCUGGUUGACCAAACAAUGCGGUGAUAAAAGUAUCAUUGAUGAUUUCGACGUGCUAGAAUUCCAACGAUUUGCCCACCCGGACCCCCAAGCACCAACUCAGAACCGUGGGUCUUCGUUCAUGAGAAUCUUUGCUCAAGCACAAACCAAGCAACCUCUUGUGUCGUUGAAAGAAGGAGUGGUUUUCUACGGAAUGCAACACUAUUCGGGCUAUCAUUUCAUCGUUAAUGCGUGGGCACCAAGGGAUAUCAACACUUUUUUCCCAUCAACGAUAGCUCAAGAAGAACUAGAAGAGACAGUGACUUUCAUUGGUGGAGAGACUUAUGCUGCCGAUAACCUCGUCAAGUGUGAGCCUGUGGGACCUCGGAAAAAUUACGAACCAGAAGUCUGUUUAUCAACCAUUGCUGAUAAGUUUGGUCCCACAGUCACCAGUUUCUUGUCAGAAGUGGUGCUUUCAAGAUCAGGAGACAAGGGAUCGAAUUCAAACAUUGGGUUUUUCGUUCAUGAAGAUGACGAGUUCCAAUGGCUUCGAAGCUAUUUCACCAGUGAUAAGCUUCGCGAGUUGAUCGGCGAAGACUGGAAAGAAUGGUAUCAUAUUGAACGGGUGGAAUUCCCAGGGAUUAAAGCGGUGCAUUUCGUGAUCUAUGGGAUUUUGGGCCGCGGGGUGAGCAGUAGCUCGCGGUUGGACAAUUUGGGCAAAGGGUUUGCUGAUUGGAUCACCAGUAAAGAGGUGGAAAUCCCAAAAAAGUUUGUUGAUAGAUACAAGGGAAAGAGGUAUAGUGCUGACCAGUGGAGUUGA